This is a messenger RNA of Phytophthora infestans T30-4, 1232 nucleotides long. Its product is annotated as thioredoxin-like protein. Gene Ontology annotation, cellular component: endoplasmic reticulum; COPII-coated ER to Golgi transport vesicle. The record is from RefSeq and is a predicted model, not a curated record. NCBI's taxonomy places the organism in Eukaryota, Oomycota, Peronosporomycetes, Peronosporales, Peronosporaceae. The transcript is spliced from 2 exons. The coding region runs from base 18 to 1232 and encodes 404 amino acids.
GCACCUUGGCACUGAAAAUGGCGAAGUUCGACUUCUUCCGACAUGUGCCCGAAGACCUGAAGGUGCACACGUACUCGGGCAGCUUCUUCUCGCUGCUGUCCUUCGCCAUCAUGGGUCUGCUACUGAUCACCCAUUGGGAAGCUUAUCGCGAUCAGAGCACCAAGACUACUGUCGUAAUGGACGAGCACCAGGAGGACCGUCUGCGUGUCAACUUCAACGUUAGUCUGCUUAACGUGCCAUGCUCCGUGGCAAGCGUAGACCUUGAGGAUCACAUGGGUCAGCGCUUCACCAAUCUUACGCGUCACAUCCGCCAUUUCCGACUAGGUGCUGACCGCUCUUCCAAUGAGGUACAGCGUCUGGAUGAGGUUGUUAUAGACAACCAUGAAAAGGGAAUCCCUGUCUGGGGGGGCGUCCACCGAGACACCAAGGGCGCCAACGUUCACUACUCGACUCCGCUGACUACCAAGAACUUUGAUGACUUCAUGGCCAAGUACGAACUCGUUCUUGUGAAUUUUUACGCUCCUUGGUGUCCAUUCUGCCACCAACUCCACCCUGAGUGGGAGCGCGCAGCAGCUCAACUUCCCGAUCACCCGGAGUACAGUGAGAUGGUGCGUAUGGCCUCCGUGGACUGCACAGAUCCGGAUGCUGUGUGGCUCUGUCGUCGCGCACAUAUCCGUGCGUUCCCUUCCAUGUUGAUUUACAUGUACGGAAGCACAUCGACACGCUACAUCUACAACGGACCGCGCAAGACUGAACACCUACUACAGUUCCUAGACCUGUUCUUCCGUCGUCUGGAACCGGAUGCUGAUUUUGCUGAAGAAGUGAACGUCAAUAACGACCGUCUAGGCCUCCCGCUACCUGUUCGAGUGAGUCAAGAGAAUCUGGAGGGCAUUGACUUCAAGAAGCGCCGUCCAUCCAGCACGAUUCAGACUGGCGCUGUUGAGGGGUGCGAGAUCUCGGGAAGUAUCAGUGUCAACCGUGUCCCUGGCGUGCUUGUGUUCACUGCGCGCUCCGACGACGUGUCAUUUAACGCGCAGGCUAUCGAUGUGUCCCACGUGGUGAAUCACUUCUCCUUCGGGCAAGUGCGCCGUACCGAAAAUCUGUUAAGUGGAGACAACCACGUGCUCGCGGCGCCGUCGAACCGCUUCCCGCUGGAUAGGAAAAUCUACACCAUCGAGAAUGAAAACGUGACUGUCCAGCACUUCAUGAACGUAAGUGAAGUCUGGGGUUGA